Macrobrachium nipponense is the source of this 2291-nucleotide messenger RNA. RefSeq lists its product as uncharacterized. The transcript has 5 exons. The record is from RefSeq and is a predicted model, not a curated record. Lineage: Eukaryota; Metazoa; Arthropoda; Malacostraca; Decapoda; Palaemonidae. The coding region runs from base 409 to 888 and encodes 159 amino acids.
GGAAGUGGAGGAUUAGUAUACACUCGGGAAUCUUCAUCGAAUUGAAACGAGAGAAGUUAAAGGAGUUGGAGAACGAGGUGGGAAAAUUAUAAUGAAGAAAUCGGUGCAGCGAGAUUUGCGAGUCCGGUAUAACGAACAUAUUACUUCCCCUAUAUUACUUAUUUUAUCUUUAUUGAUGAUAUUUCUCGUUCGUGAUUUACUCUUUACUACUGUUUCUUCUCCCGCACUUGGCUGUUUUCACUCUGCGGGCCCUUGGCCUAAGUGGUAAUAACAUAAUGGUACUAAUAAUGCUGAGUAUUUAGAUUUAAUAUGAAAUUUAUUGACGAUGCAUCAUAUCAGUGCUCCAUUUUAAGCAUGAAUGACAAGUAAUUGAGCUUCACGACUGGAUUAGGCCUUCUACGUCUUCGAAUGCUGUGGAUGAUUUUCUGUCGAAUAAGAUUUUGCCAUCGAAAAUUAAUCGAAUCAAAAGGAUUUACCCAAACAAAGAUGUCACAAGGACAACUUGCAAUGGAGGAAGGAUAUGCUGAUAGUGCUGUUGACAUCCCUGACAAUCCCCUGCCAGUGCAUAUGACUUCCCUCCCCUCCUCCACCUCUCCACCUCCUUAUCCAACAUUGUCACGGGCUGACAGUCUUACUCCUGCAGGAGUCUCCGUAGUUCCAUCCCUAGAGAGACCCUCGACAACCGUGGAGGUCUCUGUCGAUCAAGACAUCCCUGAUAUGGCUACAGAAACAACACUGACUCCUUCUUAUGGAGUUUGUGCCGCCUGUCAGUGCCAGUCUUCCAGCCACCGCUACAUUAAUGUUCAUCUUGUACACAAAGCUAAAUCCAGCUGUGUUGAUGGCGAUGAAAAUGAAGAGGACAGAAAGGGACACGUUCAGGUGAUAUAAGAAAAACAGACGAUAUAUGCAAAAGGAGAAUGAUCAUACGAACAGGAGCUUUUGUUUAAAAAUUGGAUAAAAACUACCUCAAAAGAGGAUGAUGCACUGCUUAUUGUGUUGUAUCUAGUCUCUACUAGAGUUAACUCCAUGAAAAACUGCCUUUAAAGUAAACACACUGUACAGAAAAUGCACACUGACAAUGCUAGAGUAUGGUUAGCUAUACAAAGUCAGAUGAAUUUGACAAACGACUGACAAUUCACAAACGAUCCCUGAUCCCCUUUGCCUACCGAGGACAACCAGAUAUGCUGAACAGCAGCAUCAAUAAUAUGCAGUCUAAAUGUACGACCUCGCUGUCGAACUCCUCAGUUCCAGGGGUCCUUUAUUCCUCAGAGGAUGCCGUGCAACUGGAACCAAAGAAGUUCAGGCAAAGAUUCAAGGCAUUACCCUAAUACUCUUCUUGCAUUCUAAUACAUUUUUAUCAUAUUAAUUUAUCUUUUUUAAUGAGCGGGAUCUCUUCUUUCUGCAUUUCCCUUAACUUCCUCUUAAUUGUACCUAAUGAACAUAAUAUUCUUUGAAAGCUUGAACGUUAGGUCAAUGGCCCCUGUUCCAUGUGAAUAGGUUUCAUCUGCAUAAAGAAAUUAUAUUUUUAGUUUUGUGAUAUAUGUAAAUGUACGGUGAUUUUUAAGAGUAUGGUGGACAUGAAAUGCAGAUUUUUUUAUUUUGUUGUCUUGUGGAAAACAUUUAAGCCGGACAUGUUUAAGCGAGCAGAGAAACAUUUAUUUUCCUAAUUCCUAGUCCACAGGAAUUACCAUUAAUCUGCUUUAUAUGUGUGUAUUGACUAAGCUCUUCAGUUCGUUCAAAUUUCUUUCUUAUGCGAAUAUACACGAAACACAAUGUCAAUAAAUAUAGUUAAGAUCCUGAAGUUUCUUGUAAAUAUUUUAUUUUAUCUCAAUAUAAUGUUAUCUAUACUCUGUUUUUUCCUUGUGUCCAUCCGCCUGUGGUGUUUGCGCAUGGUAACAGCGUCCCGGGCUUCAAAUAGUUACGCUACGUAUAAGUUUUAGGUAAAUAAAAAGAUAUCUGGGAGUACAUUUGCAACUGAAAAGUGUUUUACAGUAUGCGAAUUACACCGUUAAUAUUCGAAAUAGAAUAUUAUUAUUGUUGAAUGUAAGCAAUGUAACUAUUUAAAGCCCAGGACGCAGUGUUACCAUACGCAAACACCACAGGCGGAUGGACAGAUAAAAAAAAAAAAAGUAUAGAAAAUCUUCGCACGGUUUUAGGAAAAUGAUCUGGCAACACUGUUAAUACAGCGAGCGAACAUUGCAACCUCGGUGUCAUCUGUCAUCGGGCUCACUCCACAUUGAAUUCAGUCAUCGCUUUCAUACAGUGGGGAAAUAAACAAACUUUAAAUUAAU